AUCACUCCAGAUACACUCAUACAAUCACAAUGACAGACAAGGAACUCGUUCUCAUCACUGGCGCCAACACUGGCAUUGGCCUCGAGACGGUCAAGGCUCUUUUCCGCUCUCCCAAAACCUACCACGUCCUCUUGGGCAGCCGUAGUCCCUCCAACGCCGACAAGGCCAUUGCGCAGCUCAAGGAGGAGUUCCCAGAUGUCAAGAGCACUGUGGAGCCCGUCCAGAUCGACAUUGCUGAUGACGAGUCUAUUCGCAAGCUCUUUGAGCACGUCAAGUCUAAAUAUGGCAAGCUUGAUGUUCUCGUGAACAACGCCGGAGCUUCUUUCGACCAAACUUUGGACCAGGAUGCUGCUGAUCCUGCCUACCUGCGCAGCCUCUACAACAAGACCUACGACGUCAACGUCUCUAGCACACAGGUCAUCACUGCCACCUUUGUUCCCCUCCUCCUAGCUGGAUCGUCUCCCCGCCUUAUCUUCCUCACCUCGGGACUGUCAACGCUCGAGGGCUGUCACAAGUCCCUCCUAACCAAUCUCGCUCGCGAUAUCCCCAGUGGAUGGCCAAAGAUGGAUGUACGCACAGCCACCGCUUACCGUUCCAGCAAAGUUGCUCUCAACAUGGUCAUGCUGUCAUGGUACCAUCUUCUCAAGGAGGACGGAGUCAAGGUCUGGUGUAUCAGCCCUGGAUUUUUGGCAACUGGUCUGGGAGGCAAUCCGGAAAUGUUGAAGAAGGCUGGUGCUGGAGAUCCCGCCACGGGAGGAGAGCUGGUCAAGAAGGUGAUUGAGGGUGAGAAGGACAAUGACGUUGGAAAGGUUGUUGGGCAGCCAGGUGUCCAGCCGUGGUAAGAGGUCAUGUUUCGUGCUAAAUUGGUUGAGUCUCCUCACCAGUGACAGCUCUAAAUGACGCUCUAGUGAUUGUUAGAAAAUUGCAACGUGGAUAGAAAGCUUAAUGCCGCUAUUCUACCAGCUCAUCAUCUGCCCGUUAAAGCCACAGUGAUGAUGAAUCUGUCUCAAGCUCUAAGCGGCCAAAUGCGAAAAUAGCAGCCGAGGAUCAACAGAGUUUAGUUUUUCGGACAACUCAUCAAGACUGCGCGGCCGAAGCUCCAGAUGAUCCCCGAAGCGCCAAAGGAACUUUGGUAGGCGUAUUUCCUUCUCUUCU
Fusarium vanettenii 77-13-4 is the source of this 1155-nucleotide messenger RNA. RefSeq lists its product as uncharacterized. Lineage: Eukaryota; Fungi; Ascomycota; Sordariomycetes; Hypocreales; Nectriaceae. The record is from RefSeq and is a predicted model, not a curated record. The coding region runs from base 30 to 842 and encodes 270 amino acids. The transcript has 2 exons.